AUGAAUUCUCUAUCGCCGUUCACACCGCCGAUAGUGAAACGUCUGUUGGGUUGGAAGAAGGGAGAUUCAGACAAAGAGGAUAAGUGGUCCGAGAAAGCGGUGAAAAGUCUGGUGAAGAAGCUGAAGAAAUGUGGAGGUCUUGAUGAAUUGGAAAAAGCCAUAACGACACAGGAGGCCAACACCAAAUGUAUCACCAUACCCAGAGGCGGCUUGGCUGGGGUUGAACAUUUUCAGAACUACUGUCUCAAUUUAUUAUCGAUAAAUUUGAUUCAUUCUUUGUUACAAUUCUGUUUAAUCUGUUUGAAUCCUCUCUCCCCCCUCUUUCUCUUCUUCUCUCCCCUCUUUCUUUCUUUCUUCUCUCCCCCUCUCUUUCUCUUCUUCUCUCCCCUCUCUUUCUCUUCUUCUCUCCCCCCCUCUCUUUCUCUUCUUCUCUCCCCUCUCUUUCUCUUCUUCUCUCCCCCCUCUUUCUCUUCUUCUCUCCCCCUCUCUUUCUCUUCUUCUCUCCCCCUCUCUUUCUCUUCUUCUCCCCCCUCUCUUUCUCUUCUUCUCUCCCCUCUCUUUCUCUUCUCUCCCCUCUCUUUCUCUUCUCUCCCCUCUCUUUCUCUUCUCUCUCUCCCCCCUCUCUUUCUCUUCUUCUCCCCCCUCUCUUUCUCUUCUUCUCUCCCCCUCUCUUUCUCUUCUUCUCUUCUUCUCUCCCCCUCUCUUUCUCUUCUUCUCUCCCCCUCUCUUCUCUCUCUUUCCUUCUUCUCUCCCCCUCUCUUUCUCUUCUUCUCUCCCCCUCUCUUACACUUGUGCUCCUUAGAUGGUCGUUUACAAGUGUCACACAGAAAGGGUCACCCACAUGUAAUCUACUGUCGCCUGUGGCGGUGGCCUGAUUUACAGAAUCACCAGGAGUUACGUGCCCUUGAUAAUUGUGAAUACGCUUAUAAUUUGAAACGAGACGAGGUUUGUGUGAAUCCAUACCACUAUACCAGAGUGGAGGCCCCAGUUCUUCCCCCGGUUUUGGUUCCUCGACACCAGCCCAAUGAGAUUCCUCCAAGGGAAAGCUUCCCACCAUUAAAUGACUAUGCAACUACAGUACCAAACACGGAUUUCCCUGCUGGAGUUGAUGAAAAUACUUUCAAUAUACCAGUUUUCAUAACCAUUUUCUCUUUCCCCCCUGUUAUCCCUGCCUGCCCCCAUUUUGGAAUCUUGGCUCUUUUUCUAUCUCAUCUACCUGUCUUGGCUCUUUCCAUCUCAUCUACCUGUCUUGGCUCUUUCCAUCUCAUCUACCUGUCUUGGCUCUUUCCAUCUCAUCUACCUGUCUUGGCUCUCUCAUCUACCUGUCUUGGCUCUUUCCAUCUCAUCUACCUGUCUUGGCUUCCAUUCCAUCUCAUCUUUCCAUCUCAUCUCUUGGCUCUUUCCAUCUCAUCUACCUGUCUUGGCUCUUUCCAUCUCAUCUACCUGUCUUGGCUCUUUCCAUCUCAUCUACCUGUCUUGGCUCUUUCCAUCUCAUCUACCUGUCUUGGCUCUUUCCAUCUCAUCUACCUGUCUUGGCUCUUUCCAUCUCAUCUACCUGUCUUGGCUCUUUCCAUCUCAUCUACCUGUCUUGGCUCUUUCCAUCUCAUCUACCUGUCUUGGCUCUUUCCAUCUCAUCUACCUGUCUUGGCUCUUUCCAUCUCAUCUACCUGUCUUGGCUCUUUCCAUCUCAUCUACCUGUCUUGGCUCUUUCCAUCUCAUCUACCUGUCUUGGCUCUUUCCAUCUCAUCUACCUGUCUUGGCUCUUUCCAUCUCAUCUACCUGUCUUGGCUCUUUCCAUCUCAUCUACCUGUCUUGGCUCUUUCCAUCUCAUCUACCUGUCUUGGCUCUUUCCAUCUCAUCUACCUGUCUUGGCUCUUUCCAUCUCAUCUACCUGUCUUGGCUCUUUCCAUCUCAUCUACCUGUCUUGGCUCUUUCCAUCUCAUCUACCUGUCUUGGCUCUUUCCAUCUCAUCUACCUGUCUUGGCUCUUUCCAUCUCAUCUACCUGUCUUGGCUCUUUCAUCUCAUCUCAUCUCUUUCCAUCCAUCUGUCUUGGCUCUUUCCAUCUCAUCUACCUGUCUUGGCUCUUUCCAUCUCAUCUACCUGUCUUGGCUCUUUCCAUCUCAUCUACCUGUCUUGGCUCUUUCCAUCUCAUCUACCUGUCUUGGCUCUUUCCAUCUCAUCUACCUGUCUUGGCUCUUUCCAUCUCAUCUACCUGUCUUGGCUCUUUCCAUCUCAUCUACCUGUCUUGGCUUUUCCAUCUCAUCUACCUGUCUUGGCUCUUUCCAUCUCAUCUACCUGUCUUGGCUCUUUCCAUCUCAUCUACCUGUCUCAUCUCUACCUGUCUUGGCUCUUUCCAUCUCAUCUACCUGUCUUGGCUCUCAUCCAUCUCAUCAUACCUGUCUUGGCUCUUUCCAUCUCAUCUACCUGUCUUGGCUCUUUCCAUCUCAUCUACCUGUCUUGGCUCUUUCCAUCUCAUCUACCUGUCUUGGCUCUUUCCCAUCUCAUCUACCUGUCUUGGCUCUUUCCAUCUCAUCUACCUGUCUUGGCUCUUUCCAUCUCAUCUACCUGUCUUGGCUCUUUCCCAUCUCAUCUACCUGUCUUGGCUCUUUCCAUCUCAUCUACCUGUCUUGGCUCUUUCCAUCUCAUCUACCUGUCUUGGCUCUUUCCAUCUCAUCUACCUGUCUUGGCUCUUUCCAUCUCAUCUACCUGUCUUGGCUCUUUCCAUCUCAUCUACCUGUCUUGGCUCUUCCAUCUCAUCUACCUGUCUUGGCUCUUUCCAUCUCAUCUACCUGUCUUGGCUCUUUCCAUCUCAUCUACCUGUCUUGGCUCUUUCCAUCUCAUCUACCUGUCUCAUCUACCUGUCUUGGCUCUUUCCAUCUCAUCUCCUGUCUUGGCUCUUUCCAUCUCAUCUACCUGUCUUGGCUCUUUCCAUCUCAUCUACCUGUCUUGGCUCUUUCCAUCUCAUCUACCUACUCUUCUUCUUAGUUUUUAUGAUGUUUCAACCAUUGUACUCUCCAUCUAUGUCUGUUGUGAUUGAUAACCUUAGUAGUUUCCCAGUAAAUAAAUCUUUGAUUCACUCCACAAGGGUAGACUCUUCUCAUUUUGCUCUCUAUACUAGAGGUUAUCUUCUUGUUAAUUCAUCCUUCUGA
This is a messenger RNA of Acanthosepion pharaonis, 3150 nucleotides long. The record is from the annotation of a GenBank genome assembly. Lineage: Eukaryota; Metazoa; Mollusca; Cephalopoda; Sepiida; Sepiidae.